Plasmodium gaboni is the source of this 5907-nucleotide messenger RNA. Its product is annotated as putative patatin-like phospholipase. The annotation marks the transcript as partial. Lineage: Eukaryota; Apicomplexa; Aconoidasida; Haemosporida; Plasmodiidae. The record is from RefSeq and is a predicted model, not a curated record. Gene Ontology annotation, cellular component: membrane. Gene Ontology annotation, biological process: fatty acid metabolic process. The transcript is spliced from 2 exons. Gene Ontology annotation, molecular function: glycerophospholipase activity.
UCAUUAAGAAUGCAAAAAAAUAUAUUUAAAUAUAUCACACCUCUUUCAAAUAGAUUCAAUUUAACAAAAAUAAGAAAACUUAAAUUAUUCAGAAAAGAAAAGCAGAAAAAACAAGUGACCGUUUUUAACCAUGUUGUAAAUAAUUAUAUUGGGCUUGAUUUAUUCUUCACAAAACUGAACAAUAUUACCAGUAAUCAUGAAAAACUCAACUACAUAAAUUUCCUUCAACAAAUUGUAGAGGAUAAGGCAUAUGAACACCUACUAUUUAGUAAUAAUUAUAUGAGAAUAAUAAUAUAUAUAUUGAAUGAGAAAUGUUUAGUUAUUAAAAACAAUGAAGAAAAAUAUGAUGAUUUAGAUUAUGAAAUAAUAUAUAGGAUUUUAUUAAUAUUUAAAAAUUUAACAAGAUAUAAAAGCUUUUAUCAUGUAAUAUUAAAUGACUAUACACAUAAAAAUAAAAAAAUAUCCUUAUUGUAUACUCUUAUGAAUAUAUUAAACGAAAAAAACGAAUUCAAUAAUAAUAAUUUAGAGAAAUAUAAAGAAUACAAUUCAAUAUUUAACUAUUUUACUUCUUUCUUUAAAAAUGCAGAAGAUACAAAAAAUUAUAUUACUCAAGACAGCUCAACUGAAUUAGAUUCUAAAAUGAAAAAUGAGGAACAAAAGGAAAAUGAGAAAAAAAGCCAAAUAAAUCAAAUGAAAAAUAAGAUAUAUGAUAUAGGCAGAAAUAUUUUAUUGAAAUUAAAAGAUGAAAAAUUAAAAAUAGAAAAUAAAUUAAAAUCACAAUAUGUAAGAGGAUCGACUCAUAAUACUAAUCAAACAUCAACAAAUUUUAAAUCUAUGCAGAAUCAAGAGGAUGUAUCAUUAGAAAAAAAAAAAAAUGAUGAUCAUCAUCAUAUGGAUAAAGAUAAUUACAAUACAUCAGAAAAUAAUUUUAAACAGAAAAAUAUAAACAUAACAGAUCAAAAUAAAAACAAUAAGGAUCAUUUAUAUGAUGAUACCCCACAAAAUGACAAUAACACUAAUAUCAAUGAUAAAAAAUAUGUAAAUAAUAUAGAAAAAAAAACAAACAAUAUAAUAGAUCAUUAUAAUGAAGAAAAUGAUAUUACAAAUAAUGACACAAAAGAUAUAUUUUUAAAAAACCAAUCAGAUGUAUUGUUUGUUCCAUUUUAUUUUAACAAAAAUACAAAAGAUAAUAUUCUAACAAGCAUCAUAAUUAAUUUUCUAAAUAACAAAAAUAUAAUCGUAAGUAAGAAAAAAAUUAAAAAUAUGAAAGGAAAAGGAAAUAUCAUUGAACAUAUAGGACAGGAUUAUAACUGUAACAAUUAUUUUGAUAUAUAUGAAAAUUUUGUAGAAGAUGAUAAAGACAUUUUAAAAUAUGAAAAAAAUAAUAAUAUGAAUACAUUAAAUAAUAAAAAUUCAGUGCAAGAUGUAAAUAAUGAAUAUAAAUCUUACGAAGAUGAUCAAUUUGAAUAUGAAAUUGAAGAUGAGGAAGAAUAUUCAAAUGAUGAUGAUUUUAAUGAAAAUAAAGAAGAAGAUAAAAAAAUAUAUGAACGUAAAUUGGAUGAAAAUGAUAUCAAUAUUAUUUUUAAUGAAUAUAAAUAUGAAUCAUCUAAAUUAAAAAUAUAUAAUGAAAAUAAAACCAAUUCUAUUAACAUGGGUUUGAUGAUAUUAAUAAGGAAAAAUAAUGUCGAUACAAAUACUGUUCUCAAUAUGCAUCAUUAUAAUAAUAAUGAUAUAGAAAAAUCUAUAAAUAAUAAAUAUGAAGAUUCUACAAAUAAUAUAAAGAACAAUGAAAUAUCACCUGAUAAAGAAUAUAAUAAAAAUAAUAAUACUAAUCAAAUAUAUGAAGAUAUAUAUGUAAAAUCACACAACCAAAUAGAUAGAAAGGGAACAGAUAAUUAUGUAUUGAAUGGAUUUAUAAAAUCAAAUUUAGAUUUAUUAAAACCUUUUAAUAUAAAUGACGAAGAUGAUAAUAAUAUGAUAACAUCUGAAUGUUUAGAUAUAUCAAAUAAUAAUUGUAUUGAUAUAAAAAGUCCAUAUUUAAAUUUUGUUUUAUUAAAGAAUUAUAUAGAAUCCUUAUUUACACAUAUAAAUUUGAAUGAUUAUUUUACUAACAAAUUAUUAAAAUUAUUAUAUGAAAUUUUGAUAGAAAAUAAAAAUUCCAUAAUAUAUAACCUAUAUUAUUAUACUAUUUUAAAAGAUGAAAAUAUAAAAAAAGUCACUGACAUAUUUUCAAAAAAUGUAAAAAAUAAUUUAAAUAAAGCUAAUACAACUCUUCUUUUAAGAAUAUUUUAUAUAAUGUGCUUUCAAAAAUCUUUUUAUAUCAAUACAGCUAUGCAUUACAAAACGAAUGAAAAAUAUGCCUACUUGUAUAAGAAUAUUGCUAAGUAUAUUCAAGACAUUAAAGAAGGUGAAUUUAUUAAGCAAUUACAAAAACAAGAAGAUAUUAUAAAAUGUUUAAAAAAUUUAUCACUUUUUUUUGAAAAUAAAUAUAAAAAUCAAAAUUCUUUUUAUAUUUCAGAUGUAAACAAAGAUCAAUAUUUAUAUGAAAAGAAAAUUUUUAAGAAGAAAUUAAAUAAUAUAUAUAAUAGACAUUACAUAUGUGAAUAUAAAGAUUUAAUAAUUAUUAGAAAAACAAAUAUUAUUUUAAAAUCAUUAGGUAUUAAUAUGUAUGACUUAUAUAAUGAUAUUAUUUUUCUUGAUAGAGAGAAAAAAACUCAUGAAUAUUUAAUGAAAGAAACUUAUAACAAAAAAAAUAUAAUCAAUUAUGUGAAUGAUAUAUUUUGUAAUAUUUUUAAUAAAUUUAAAACUUUUUUUACAUAUCAACGUGAGGAAGAACCGAUUUUAAGUGCCUCUCAAAAUAAAAAUAUAAAUAGUAAUACUAUGUUGAAUGAAAAUAGGGACCAGUCAAAUAAAUUAAAUACAAAUGAUAAUCAAAUAAACCGUUUGGAGGAUAAAAAUAAUAUGUCUGAAUUAGGCACAAAAUCGUAUCAAAAUAUAAAUAAUAAUAAUAAUAAUAAUAAUAGUAAUAGUUUUAAGAAUGAUAGUGAUUUUAUAUCCUCUUCGAACGAAGGACAAAUAAGAAAAAAGAAUAGAACUGUUAUAUAUAACUUAAAUGAUAAGGAAUAUAUAAGUUUUGAUAAAUUUAAAAAUAUAGUAAUAGAUUUAAAAAAGAAGAAAAAAAGGAAAUUACGAAUAUUAUGUUUAGAUGGAGGAGGUAUAAGAGGUUUAUUAUCCAUAGAAAUAUUAAAAUAUAUUAAUAGUAAUUUAAAUAAGAAUAUUUUUGAAUAUUUUGAUAUAAUAUGUGGUACAAGUACAGGAGCUAUUAUAUCUAUUUUAAUAGGUUUAGAAAAAGCUCACUUAAAUGAAAUUGAAUUUUUAUAUAAUUUAUUAAUAAAUAAAAUAUUUCAAAAAGAUACAUAUGCUGUAAGAAAUACUAGAUAUUUAUUGAAACAUUCAUAUUAUGAUUCAAAUAUAUUAAAUAAUAUAUUAAAUUCUUUUUUUAAAAAUAUUAAAAUGUUUCAUUAUAAUUCUGAUUUUUUUACACCAUAUGUAUUUACUGUGUCUACACAAAUGAACAUAACACCAUUACAACCAGUUCUAUUAAAAAAUUAUAAUGGUAAUUUACAUAAAAUAAGAGAAGCCAAUAUAGUGGAAAACAAUAAAAAUAUUAAUCAUAAUAAUGAAUAUGUUGAUGAGAAUGAUGAUCAUAACAUUAAUACACCAUAUAAUUAUACUAAUGAUAGUUAUGAUAAUGAAGAAAACAAUACACAAACGAAUAACAAUGUAUAUGAUAGAAUAAAUGAUAACAAUUUUGAUGAUACUACUACAAAUAAUAAUAAUAAUAAUAGUAAUAAUAAUGAUAUACAUAUAAAUCAAAAUAUAAGUAAUGUUAGUAUAUAUAAAAGUUUCUAUAACAUUUUUGUCAAAUAUGUAUUAAGAUGUACUACUGCUGCUCCUGGAUUUUUUAAUUUCUUUUCAUUUGAUAAUAAUAUAUAUGCUGAUGGUGCUAUAUGUUUUAAUAACCCAACAUUAUUAAGUUUAAAUGAAUUAAAAAUUAUUUUUUAUAAUUAUAUAAAUACAAAAAAGACAUCAUUUAUGGAUAAAUUAAAAUGUUUUUUUUUUAAUAAAAAUAAACCAUAUAAUAAUGAAAAAAGUAAAGAAAAAGAUGUAAUUAAUAUGAAUGAUUAUAUUGAUUGUAUUGUAAGUAUUGGAACAGGUAAAUUUAAACCCAAAGUAAUAAAUGAACUAAAUGAAAAUAAAUCAUAUGAUACAUUUUUAAGAUGGGAUGUAUUAUUAAAGCAAAUUGUAUAUUCAAUAACAAACACAGAACUUACACAUGAUAUAUGUAAUAAUUUAUUAGAUAAAAAUAAAUAUUUUAGAUUUAAUUGCUUUAUUAAUAAUAUUAAAUUAGAUGAAACUUCUCCUGAAAUUAUUAUGAAAUUAAAACAAAUUGGAAAAAGAUAUUUUGAAGACCAUAAAUAUAAUCAACAAAAAUUAAUCAGAUUAAUAAAUAUUUUGGAAGAUAAAGAAGAAUUAAAAAAAUAUGAAGAAAAAAGAAAGAAACAUAUAUGGAAUGAUUUAUAUAUUAAUUCUAUUAAAUCCAAAAUUUCUAAUCUUAUCUUUAACAAUGACAAAAUGAAUUCUGAUUCUUCUUUUAUGAAUAAUUCUUUCCUAUUAUCUAAAAAUAAUCAUAUAAAUAAUAACCAAACAGAUAAUCCAAAAGAUUCAUCGAAAAAUAAUUCACUCAGUCAUACAAUAGAUAAUCAUAACAUAGAUACAAACAAUAAUAAUAAUAAUAAUAAUAAUGAGAAGAAGAAUAAAAAAUUAAUUUCUCCAUAUUUAAAUUUUAAUUUUAAUCUUAUGGAAGAAGGAGAUAAAUUUGAUCUAAACAAUAUUGAAGAAAUAUUAGAUAUGAUAAAUAAAAAUAAUAAUUCCUUUACUAAAAAUAAUACUUCAUCUUCCUCUUCUUCUAGUGGAUUUAUUAAUUAUUUCACCAAGCUAUUUUCUAAUAAUAAUUUAUUUCUUGAAAAAUUAGAAAGCGUCAAUAAAAGUAAUAUAUUCAAUAGAAACAAAAAUGAAAAAAAUAAUUAUGUUAAUGUUAUUCCCAACACAGGUAUUAGAAUAUUACUCAAUGAAAUAUAUUUUAUACUUUUAAAAAAAAAUCUUUAUUUUCACACGGAUGAAUAUAAUAACCUUACAUAUAUGAAUAACAAUGAUGAUGAUCUAAAUAUAGACAGGAUGAUAACGCAUGAUAAUAAAAAAACACCAAAUGGUUCUUCAACAAAAAAGCGUAAUAAUGCAGAUAUGGAUCAAACAAAUGAAAACAUAACAAAUGAAAAUCAAACAGAAGAAAACCAAAUAGAAGAAAACCAAACAGAAGAAAGCCAAACAGAAGAAAACCAAACAGAAGAAAACCAAACAGAAGAAAACCAAACAGAAGAAAACCAAACAGAAGAAAAUCAAACAGAAGAAAAUCAAACAGAACAAAAUCAAACAGAACAAAAUCAAACAGAACAAAAUCAAACAGAGGAAAAUCAAAAAAGUAGAAAAGAAGAUAAAAAUAUAAAAGAUAAUAAAAACAAAAUAAUGGAAGAUGAUCUUAAUUUAAAUUAUAUUACUGACGAUGAUGCAAUAUUUUUCAGUGAGAAUCAUAAUAAUGAACAGAAAACUUAUUCUGAUAAUACACAUAAUACGUCAGAUAAUUCAAUAGAUGAUGAACUUAUCCAUUCAGAUAAUACAGUAAAUUUAACAAAUAAUCCAAAUAUAAAUAAAAACAGAAACUCAAAAUUUAAAACAGAUAGCAACCAAGGAAAUUAUGAUUUUUUUAAUUCUGAACAUUAUACAGAUAAUAAAAAAAUUAAUAUAUUAGACUUAUUAAGAUGUUUCUUUUUUAAAAAAGAGACAUAA